This is a messenger RNA of Prorocentrum cordatum, 2215 nucleotides long. The record is from the annotation of a GenBank genome assembly. NCBI's taxonomy places the organism in Eukaryota, Dinophyceae, Prorocentrales, Prorocentraceae.
AUGAUCGCGGUUAAUCGAUCGCCAGCCUACGCAGAAGGAAAAUGGAAGACCACUUCCGCAGGACGGCCCGAGGCUCCCUUGCCGUGGGCAGGAAGACGAGCGGGGGAGGAGGACGAGGAGGAGGAGGAGGAGGAGGAGGAGGAGGAGAGGGGCCGAAAGCGCCCGACGCCAUGCAGUCUGGCGCCCUCGCUCGCCGGCCUCUCAUUGGGCACGCCGCCGAGAGGUGCUGCGGGAGCGCACUGGAACGGGGGACGGCGCCUGCCGGAUGUACAAAAGAUUUCGUCGCCCGAAACGGGUGGCCGCCCAGCGACGACGGCUGGCUCGAGAAAAUCGCGGCGCCAGGAUCUCAGGGUUGCGAGAGGCGUACUGCAGCCUCAGCAGCCACAGCUAUGCCAACCACGUCGGCUUCGCGACGAAGCCGGAGGCACCCCUAACCACCCCUGCCAGGGCAGCAACUGGCCAUGGAGCAGGCUUUCGGCCCGAUGGAGGGUGAACAAGGCGCUGGACAUCGCUUCGUUCCGGGCCACUCGUCGACGGCCCUGGGGCCCUGGCAAGGGCCCCUGUUCCCAGCUCGGCGGCGCGCCCCAGGGCGACGACGGCGGUCUGGCUCCCGCGAGGCGGGCCCGCCGGGCCCGCCACCCUGCGGCCUCGAUCCGCCGCGGGUGCCCGACGUGCCGCGCAGGCCUUGGGGCCCAGCGCGCGGGAGGGCCCGCGCGAGAGACCGAAGCGGGGCGAGGGAGAGAUCGCGCACCAGGCGCCGAGGAGGCGAGCAAGAGGGCGAGGACCAAGUCGAGCGGCCUGCACGCCAGCGGGUGCCCGCGCAGUACCUGCCGUGAGGUGCCGCGCAGGGCUCCGACGAGAUGGCGCGGUCGCUGUCCACCGCCACGGCGUGCGCUCCAGAACGCGCCGAUCAAACUCCAGCAUCGGACGCCACUUGGCUAGUCCAGCUAGCUGGGCCGCAGGCACCUGCCGAGCGACAGGGUAUCGGCGUGGCGGGUGACGAGAAGGAGUGGGAGGAGGCAGAGGAGAGAAAAGGAGGGUCAAUACACCCAGCCUGCAGGCCAACACGAGCCGACACAGUGCCUGCCAGCACCUCGCAAGGUUCCAACGAAAUAGUUAUUGGUUCUCCACCGACACGACGUGCGCACCAGAGAGCUCCUGUCCGGAGUCCAGCAAUCCAGUCCUUUUCCGCCUCGACGAGCAAGUCAAGCGGCGAACAUCUCGCCUCCAGGCAACACUCGCACUUAAAAUCCGCAGCCAUCACGCGUCGCUGUUCGGACACUGUCCACGACUGCGUCCGCGGCGUGUGCGUAGUCAGGACUGGUGAGAAGGACCAGGCUUGGCGCGGGAGCAGUCCCUUCGCGUCCCCCUCCCUCCAGAGCCCGCCAUAUGCACCGAGGCCCUAGGUAUAGCCCUCAGCGACAGAGAGCGUGCGAAUCUGAGUCAAUGUCACGUGCAUCACGGAACAAAAAACAGCAUCGGAUGCCACUUGGCUAAUCCAGCUAGCUGGGCCGCCGCCACCUGCGAGCGACAAGGUAUCGGCUUGGCGGGUUACGAGCAUGAGAAGGAAGAGGAAGAGGAAUCUAACGACCAGAGGAAGGCGGGGGAGGGAAAGGGAGGGAACGCCGACGACGAGGAACGCAUCGGCUCAGGUCUGGUGCGGCUGCACCUGCAUCCUGGAUGAAGGCUGUCGUUGCCCACGGUGGGCAUUGCGGCUGCAUCUCGCGUACUGGACAGCCAACACCCGACUGAACCAGUAAGGCAUCUCGCUCCACGAUGCACGUGUCGCGCUGUCCGCCCCCAGACGCUGCAGUCUCUACAGAAGUAAGGGGCACGCAGAACCGACGGUCUGACAGUUCGGUCAGACGGCGGAAAAAGCGACUCCACACGUAAGGCUUAUUAGGAGUCUCGAGAGCCAUCUUAAAGGGAAAGGAGGGACGCAGGAAAGGGAACACUGGAGGCCGGAUGGAGCAGCAAGGAAGAAUAAGAAUAAGAAGAAUAAAAAGAAGAAGAGAGGAGAGAGGAGUAACAGCAGUGCGGCCUGUGCGCCGAUCCUGGACUGCGGCCCAAGAUACGGCGGGAGAGCAAUCUCCAGGACCUGAAGCGGCCCGUCCGAAACAGCACACAGGCGCCAAUCCUGCGUGGGAGAAGUAUGCGGGAGGGGGCGUCCCCCGACCAACACUGUCGCAUGCGAUCUCCUGAUUCGGCGUCCCGG